Molecule: messenger RNA, 1173 nt
Organism: Umbelopsis ramanniana AG
Lineage: Eukaryota; Fungi; Mucoromycota; Umbelopsidomycetes; Umbelopsidales; Umbelopsidaceae
Exons: 1
Coding region: 1-1173 (390 amino acids)
Source: RefSeq, a predicted model, not a curated record
AUGGGUUCGGCGAUUUCAACACAUAGAACUGACACCUUGGCUCAAAAAGCCAAUGAAUCGUUUGACGAGUGUGAGCUAUUUCGAGGACGACUGCAAUUACGGACAGAAACUGGACAAUGGAAAAAAUAUGACAUCGUAUUUGACGGUUCGCAGAUCACUUGCCCACUUUGGACAAUCCCCAUUGGCGACAUUCUGGUCAUAUCGACACUCAAGUGCAAAAAUCAAUUAUCAUCACAAUGCCUAUGCCUUCGAACCAUCCAUGAUGAUACCAUCUUGCUACGCGGCAAGAAUCCAGAAGAUAUUGAGCGAUGGGCAUUUGUAUUGCAAAAGAUAUGUUCGCUGACCAAAACAGCCAAGGAGUAUAAGAUGAUGCUUGCUAGAAAGCAAAAAUCCACCAAGGACAGUAGUGUGUUAGCUGCCAAACAAUAUGCCAAUACCGUCAAUGGUUCGACGACACAGCGACAGAGAUCACGUUCGACCAAGGCAAGAACAAGAGCUGAACGACGAGCUGAACAAGAACAAGCUGCAGCUACCAUCUUGUUAACGGAAGAAAAAUCAGAAUGGAUCAAUACCUGGAGACAAUCGUUAACCGACGUCGAAAUGGAAAUGCUGGUACCUGAUUUGACGAGCUUACCGGAUGAUGAUGAACGUCUAAGCACCGCGAGUGGCAUGACGAGUAUAUCUAUGCGCGGACGAAAUCAUGCCCUGAAACUAGCACAGGCGGCAGCGGCAGAUAAGACCAAUGAAAAGGCAGCAGACGCUGCUGCAACCCUCAAGGGAUUUAAAAGUUUACCCAACUUGCGACCAAAGUCAUCAUCCAGGGCGCUGGUGACUGAAAGGAGGCGAGGAACAUCCGACCAUCCUAAUAACCGGACCACCACCCACCAACUUCCAGACGGUCAACGAUCUCACCCUAUAAAACUCAAUAUCCUGCUUGGUCCCAAUGAACCGCAACCAGAACUGAAGCCCGAUGCGAACGAUGAUGCUAGUACGGUGGAAUCAGCACCUCCACGAACUCCUUCCAGGCAUCUAAGCUCACCUUUGAAUAAACAGGCGAGUGAAUCCAUGCCUAUGAUACGGUACGCGACUCUGAGUGAAUCUCCCUCGUAUCCACAUACAAAUCGCCAGUCCGUAAAACAACCACCACGCUAUGCUCAGUCCGACAUGAUAUGA